CCGAACUGUCAUCAGUCCGUAUGACCUAUCAAAAAUUUCUAAGGUCGGUUGCGAAAAUUUUGAUUGCGGGUUUCCAAAAAAAAAUUUAAUCGGCAUUACAAAAAUUCAACCCAAAUCGCUUUCGUUUUUUGUUUUUUCUAUAAACAAAAAAAAAACUAAAGAAACCUUAUUUUCGUUCAUCCAUUCAAACAGAUUUCACACGAAAUAUAGUUAAUCGACAAAAAUGCUACGAACCAUUGCCAUUCGCAACGAAUCGAUUCUCCGAGGAACUCUGUCCAAUGCUGUCCGUUGCAGAACCAGAGUAGCUCUUCGUCUUUUGAGCACUCAGGCCACAAGGAAACAACAGAUUUUCAGAAUAUCAGAUUACCAACUGAAAAAGCCACAACAAUCAGCAUGGAGUACGAAUUUUGUUCGCGCCUACAGCGACCUGCCCGAUCACAUUAAAGUCACUUUGCCAGCUCUUUCGCCAACAAUGGAACAAGGUACCAUCGUAAGCUGGGAGAAGAAAGAAGGUGACAAGUUGAACGAAGGUGAUUUGUUGGCCGAAAUUGAAACAGACAAGGCUACAAUGGGCUUCGAAACACCCGAAGAAGGUUAUUUGGCUAAAAUUAUUGUGCCAGCCGGUCAAAAGGAUGUCACAAUUGGCAAACUUGUGUGCAUCAUUGUUGAAAACGAAGCCGAUGUUGCUGCCUUCAAGGAUUUCAAAGAUGAUGGCGCUGGCGCUGCUCCAGCUCCCAAAAAAGCUGAAGCACCAGCUGCAGCACCAACUCCAGUUGUUGUUGCUGCACCAGCACCUGCUCCAGCUGCUGCUGCACCCGCACCAAUGACAGCUGUUGAACAAAGUGGUAAGCGAGUUUAUGCUAGUCCGAUGGCCAAGAACUUGGCUGAGAAACAAAGGCUAAGAUUGGAAGGCAUGAGUGCUGCAGGUGCUCCAGCAGCAGCAGGCGUUUCAGCCGGUCCAAGUGGCCCAGGAGCCUACAUCGAUAUCCCAGUGUCAAACAUUCGUGGAGUAAUUGCCAAGAGAUUGAAGGAGUCCAAACAACAAAUUCCUCAUUACUAUCUUACUGCUGAAUGUAAUGUCGAUAAGCUUCUGAAAUUGCGUGAGAAAACCAAUAAGAAGCUCGCCAAGGAGAAUAUUAAGGUUUCUGUCAAUGAUUUUAUUAUCAAGGCCACUGCCAUUGCAUGCCGCAAGGUUCCAGAAACUAACUCUUACUGGAUGGAUACCGUUAUUAGACAAUUUGACAAUGUUGACGUUUCUGUAGCUGUCUCAACAGAACGUGGCCUUAUCACUCCAAUCGUCUUCGGUGCCGACAGGAAGGGUGUCGUUGAUAUUUCCAAAGACAUCAAGGCUUUAGCUGCCAAGGCUCGCGAUAAUAAAUUACAGCCCCAUGAAUUCCAAGGAGGCACUGUCAGUGUUUCCAACUUGGGAAUGUUCGGUGUAAACAACUUCUGUGCCGUUAUCAAUCCACCACAAUCAUGUAUCCUUGCCGUUGGAACGACAUCGAAGAAGCUUAUUGUUGAUCCCAAUGAGCUUAAAGGAUUCAGAGAAAUUAAUGUUCUCACUGUAACACUUAGUGCAGACCACAGGACCGUUGACGGUGCUGUUGGUGCCAAAUGGCUGCAGCACUUCCGUGACUUCAUGGAGGACCCAGCAUCGAUGAUAUUGUAAAUUAAACUACCAACUACCAUGCUAAAUUUCCCCUAAGGAAACAACAAAAUAAAAUAAAAAAAAAAACUCACAACAAAAAUGUUAAGUUAUUCUGUUGAAUAGUUAGUCGAUAAAUCUCCUGUUAAUUAGGCGAACACACACUACUGGCGAAUUUUUUGAUUUUAUUAUAUAUUUUCUUUUGUUUUAUUGUAA
Episyrphus balteatus (marmalade hoverfly) is the source of this 1861-nucleotide messenger RNA. RefSeq names its product dihydrolipoyllysine-residue acetyltransferase component of pyruvate dehydrogenase complex, mitochondrial (gene muc). Gene Ontology annotation, cellular component: pyruvate dehydrogenase complex. The transcript has 8 exons. The record is from RefSeq and is a predicted model, not a curated record. Gene Ontology annotation, biological process: pyruvate decarboxylation to acetyl-CoA. NCBI's taxonomy places the organism in Eukaryota, Metazoa, Arthropoda, Insecta, Diptera, Syrphidae. Gene Ontology annotation, molecular function: dihydrolipoyllysine-residue acetyltransferase activity. The coding region runs from base 224 to 1669 and encodes 481 amino acids.